Molecule: messenger RNA, 3021 nt
Organism: Hydatigera taeniaeformis
Lineage: Eukaryota; Metazoa; Platyhelminthes; Cestoda; Cyclophyllidea; Taeniidae
Source: the annotation of a GenBank genome assembly
AUGACACAGGCAGCUUCAUUUUCGGACAAAACUAAUCCAAUGAAUGCUCUUGCACCUCGUAACCUCCGCCGACAGAUCGAUGGGGUAACUAACGGGGCUGCCCUCCCUAAUCCACUCACAGCUGUUAGUUUUCUCCCUGAUUCUGUAAGACUUCCUGCGGAAAUUGAAGCCUCCUAUCUCAACCUUCUUGCUAUGAACUCCCACAUUCUCUCACCUUUUGCGAGACAAAUUCUGCUAGGCAAUCGAAAUCUCCCAACUCUGAAUCCUAAAAGACCUAUAGUUCCAUCUCUACCACCUCAAACAAUCACAAACUUUUCCAGUCAAUCGUCUAGCUCUGCGAUCCCUUCUACUUCGAUCUCCUCCUCCUCCUCCUCCUCCUCCUCCUCAUUCUCUCUACCAAGAGUUCAUGAAAUUGAGGAGACGGGUGAACUGGUCUACAGUAUCGUUGAAGGGGAAAAAGUGAUGGGCUUCAACGUCUGGGGUGAAGUUCGCCUCUGUUUGCCGCAUUUGCUGAGGUUUGUUCUCAAUGAUGUGGAUAUCGACGAGAUCGGGCAAGCCAUUUCAAAACUCCGCAUUGCCUGCACUAAGUGCUCCUCUCGCCAACUGGCAAUGCUACAUGGAUGCAAUGCUCUGCCAGGUGAGGUUACUUCAUGUGGCCUGAUUCGAAAGAGCGAUGCUGAACGAAUGUUAAAGUUUCUGCGAUCGUCGCGUCGAAGACCCACUUUAGCUGAUGCCUGCACGGAUGUCAAUGUAACUGAUGGAAAGGUCUUCUUUUCCAAACAGACGGAGAAUAUAAAAUUUGCAGAGGUGAGAGAUGCAACCCUUGGAAAUUUCAUUGACGUGCGGCACGAUUGUUUUGGGAUGCAGAGAGGUCGAGUUUAUCCCCAUCUCUACAACUCUGUCUCGUCGCCGUGCAUAGUCUGUCGAACAUGCAACAAGCUCUUCUCACCGCAGGAUUUCGUUGGUCAUACUCAUUCUGUCAACGAGUCAGAUGGCUGUUGCCACUGGGGCUUCGAUUCCACAAAUUGGAGGUCAUACCUUCAACUCGAUAUCGACUCUACCGGUCGGCAGAAGAAGGUCAAACGCGAGGGUAGCGACUCUGGAGAGGAGGAAAACUCGGAUGUCCGCACCUACCGUGCUCUUAGGGAUUUUAAGGUCAAGUUUCUUAAGCCUCUGCAUUUACCAAACGAAAUCACAAAGAUUGUACUCGGAUCGGAGGGGCAUAUGGUUGAUGUUAAAAAUCAGCAACUACUUCAACCUUCAAAUGAGACUCAGCCUCUUGACUGCUCCACAAACAAACCUCCAAGCACAGCGCCUUCCUCCAUCGUUCUUGACGUUCUUCGACCUGCUUCGGAGGAUCAGCAACAGGCUCCAGACGACCCCCGGCUGGAAGUCCACCUGCGUCCUAAUCUCAAAAUCCGUCGACUUUGGGCUCCCCAUCAGGGUUGUCUGCGCAUUCCCAAUCCCCCAAAACUCAUAUCUGAUUGUCCUCGAGGUCCAAAGCCUCGAAAUUUGUCCUCCGGCCCACCGGUCCUCCUAGAUCCCAGUUGCAUAGUAACCAAAGAUUCCGCUCAACUCUACGGCCGUGAUUUCAUUCCUAACGUCUGUUUGAAACCUGUGACCACCGCGGUAUCGACAGGACCGGGUGGACAGUCACAGCUGCACCUCUCAAGGAGCCUUCCCAGCGUUCCUUCAAAUGAGGAUAUAGUCGCCUCAGCAGCAGAGAAACGGCUCUCUGAAGCAGACCUCUUUCCCGAUCCAAAGGUCUCAGGCGGUCAUCGUAGUAGACCAGUCCUUCGCGGCUCGGGGAUUCCACCUUCGACGGAUUUCAGCCUCUUCCAGCACUCCAACCAGGGCCUUAAUUCCAUUGAUAGCUCACCCGCAAGAGCGCGGCACUCCAGCUCUGUGCAUGAUGCUGCAGUACUAGCCUUCUCUAAUCCUCUCGAUUUGCAUAAGCGAUGUGCCACGGAAGAGGUAUUUCGAUGUCCCUCAGUCGACUCUGUGCCUGCUCCGUCUUUCCGAAGGCAACUGAGUCGAACUACAUCCGAUCCGGCCAUCAACAUCUCCGCCGUUCGAUCGGGUGCGAAGCGAGGGCGCGCUGGUUCAUGGCUGUUAACACCCACCUCCCCCAGCAUUUCUCUCUCGAGAAGGAAGCGUCUGCUGGAGACCUCGGGGUCGAGUAGAGAGGACCAAGUUUACGCAUUCAGAUCGGUUGAAAACAGACGCUUAACCACCUCAGAGGAGUCCUCUCUCCAUCAACUGCAGAAUCAGUCCCAGAACUGGUUUUCAGCGGACUCAGUGUUGAGUCAAACCACUCCUGAGAUGCUUAUCAAUCUGGCAACUGAUGCCAAUCCCAGAAUCCCUAGCAUCAUUGCCCAUUGGACCAGCACGCUGGAGCGUGUUGACCAGUUCUGCAAUUCUAUUGUACCCACCGACGAAUCAGCUAAACGCCACUUUAACUUCGAGAGGCAGAAGUUAAUGGUGGAUCUAAAUAUUCUUCGUGAGAAGAAUCUUCUUGACCUAUCCAUGAUCCUGAAGGACAAUAAGAGGCUCUGGAAGGUCUUAACGGACGCCGUCCUACUAACUGGCUCCUCUCCCUCCCUCACCCCCAACACUCUUGCUCCGCCUUGCGGAGUCAUUCCCGGAGUGGCCGAUGCUGAUCAGAUUACCAGAAUGAUAAAUCUUCUCCAAGGUUUCAAGCCGAAGGCUACUGGCUCUGAAUUUAAAGUUGAGUUUGUCCCAUCAUCACAGAAUUUCCGACAAUCUGGUACCAUGGUAACCACGGGAUAUCAGCUGAACGAACAGAAUCGACAGUUUUGGCCAUCCUCAAACAUAGGCUACCGAGCAGCUACUCCAGAGAUGCUCUGCCCAACAUCCCCUUCAAUGCGGACAAAUAGCUUGACGACCGCUGCCAACGGGGUCGAGACUCCACCGCUGACUUCCGGUGACUUCCUGCUGCCCUCCAAGCGCCAACGCCUAUUUCGACAUUCCUACUCAGCCAACAGCAACCUCAAUCCAUGA